This is a messenger RNA of Anguilla anguilla (European eel), 4556 nucleotides long. It is a transcript of the gene cx30.3, whose product is annotated as connexin 30.3. Gene Ontology annotation, biological process: cell communication. Gene Ontology annotation, cellular component: connexin complex. Lineage: Eukaryota; Metazoa; Chordata; Actinopteri; Anguilliformes; Anguillidae. The transcript has 2 exons. The record is from RefSeq and is a predicted model, not a curated record. The coding region runs from base 2250 to 3038 and encodes 262 amino acids.
UUUUUUUUUUAGAUAAGCCUUACUUAAGUUACCUAAAUGUAAAAAUGGCUAUUUAUAAUCAGAAUAUACACAAGUAUCUUUAGUCUGACUUACCAGUGGAUGCAGUCAUAGACUUUAGGUUAUCCUUACGCAGUUGGCCCAUGAAAGCCCUUGCAAAAUCCACAACAGAGAUGUGUUAACUAUUAGGGAUUCACCCUCAUACUCACACAUCGGCUAGCCAUGUGCUUACACAAGCUAUGUCCCCAAAGCACUUUUUUGUUAAAAUGAUAUAUUAAAACAAUAACUAAAUAAAUAAAAAUAAAUAAUGAAGUUACAGAUUUUAAUAGAACAGUCUCUUGACAAAAACAUGUAAGAGUAAAUAAUUUAGGAUAGUUGUCUGUUUCUUCAUUACCUUAAUUUCGUGCCAUUAACCAUGUAGCAUGGUGAUAUUAGCUGGAUGCAUUUAAUCGGGGGAAGUGCGUGCAGUAGGUAGCGUAAGUAAGAGAUGUAAUGUUUCCGUCAAAGGGGGCUUUCUUCUCUUUUGCGCGUGCCCGGCCAGUGUCCUUGCGCUUUCAAAUGUCAUGCCUCAGUCUAACGUUACAGAAGAGGCCUGGUGCGGUUAUCUCGUGCUGUGAUUUAGGAGUAUGUUUCUAAAAUUAAAGGAGCCAGUUUAGCCAGGACCAGUUUCAAUGGCUGCGUGGUUGCCUAAACACCUACAGUUUUUGUUUAACAUAAAGUAGGGUGAAAUUUACAAUCCCUGUGGCACCCUGGUAGAAAUUCCUCCUUUAUUCCAGCCUGGUUUUAAGAUGGUGUAGCCUGGUUUUAAACGGGUCCAGCUGGAUUUAAGCUGAUUUUGUAGAUGGCCAAACUGGUGGUGAGAUGGUUGAGAUGGCAACCAUGCUGGCAAGACCAUGUCCAGCUGGUGGGUCAGCUUGGUACGGACAACAGACUUUCACCUAAUUCCAGAUGGCAGCAGCAGCUGAUGUUGGUUCCAGCUCGAUUCCAUCACAGGCUGGUACAUGGAAUUUCUACCACGGCAGUCCUUGAGAUUAUAAUGCAAAUUAAAAUAGUUUAAAUAGAUAUAUUGCUAAAUCGUUUAUAAUUCACGUUCAUCCAUGACGAUAUACUGGAACUAUAUACUGCCAAGUAUAGCGAAACACAAUAAAUUAAAUUAGCUACCUGUAACGGAGUGUAAAAAGAUCAGAAAGGUUAGUCUUUAAAUUACCAUUAGUCAAGAGAGCAAGUAUGUACGAUGAGAGAAGGAUAGAAAUAAUAAUGAUUAUUAUUAUUACAGAAGCGCAAAUUUGACUGAGUUCUGACUGGGUUUUUCUUACCAACACGAGCUGGGAACUGUAGGUAAUCGAAUAUUGUGAAAAUAACAAUCUUCUAUAAACGGUUUUACCUUUUGCUAUUGUAUCGAAACCUGACGUCAGAUAUGAGGACGUAUCUUGAAAUAAUUUGCUGGAGUUGUUCUGUUGUCAACAUUUUUGCUUUGGACGUUUAUGCUAUUGAUUACUUAAUAUAUUGAGCUCACUCUGGUUAGUAGCCUACCGUGUACAUGAUUUGACCGGCAAUAAAUAUCUUUUCAAAAAGAGAAAUCUGUUCAAGAAAGGCACAUUAUUCAAAAUAGGAAAGAUGCUGUAAUAAAAUAAAAUUAAAUAAAACAAAAUAGCUUCUCACAUACGCCUAAGCUGUUCACAAUCUGGUUUGUGAAUAGCUUAUUUGGUAGACAUAAUACAAUUACUAUAAUGUCAAAUUAUAAAUAUUGGCUGUGUUUCUGAGAAAUAGUUAUUUUUCAUAUAUUGUCAUAAUAGCCUUUUGGUCUAUUUCUGUGUUAUUAAUGUGUUUUAUGUAUUAGCUCAAAAACUUUUACUAACGCCGUAGUUACAGCAUAAGAGACACAAAUGAAACAAUAUUAAUUUAUAUGUCAGCAAAUUGUACAUAUAAUUUCAAUUUUAAUGACUUAAAAAAGAGCAAAAAAAAAAAAAAAGUUAGUUGACGUAGUCUUUUGCCCCGCCUCUAAAGCCUCGCGACAGGCAGGUGGAACUUCAAGAGCGAGGCUAAAAGAUCAGGUGCUCGACCGCAAGUGUUCAGGCUUGCAUCUUCAGGACUUGUACAGUAUAAAUCUCAGCAACGGAAUUAAUUCGCCACUUUAAACCGGCGGCUAAGGCGCAGGAGUCAUCUUCUGGGACGGAGUAAAGGAAGUUGAACUAAAUUUAAUGGAGGAUUUCUGAAAUUUGGAGAGAAAGGUCUGAGUUGAGGGGGUCAGGAUGAGCUGGGGUGCCCUGUACGCCCAGCUGGGCGGAGUCAACAAGCACUCCACCAGCCUGGGGAAGAUCUGGCUCUCGGUCCUCUUCAUCUUCCGCAUAAUGAUCCUGGUGCUGGCGGCGGAGAGCGUGUGGGGCGACGAGCAGUCCGACUUCACCUGCAACACGCAGCAGCCCGGCUGCAAGAACGUCUGCUACGACCGCUUCUUCCCCGUCUCGCACAUCCGGCUCUGGUGCCUGCAGCUCAUCUUCGUCUCCACGCCGGCGCUGCUGGUGGCCAUGCACGUGGCCUACCGCAAGCGCGAGACCAAGCGGAGCAUCAUCCGCGCCCACGGCGACAAGGUGCACGACGACCUGGAGAGCCUGCGCAACCGGCGGCUGUCCAUCACCGGCCCGCUCUGGUGGACCUACACCUCCAGCCUCUUCUUCCGCCUGGUUUUCGAGGGCGGCUUCAUGUACGUCUUCUACUUCAUCUACGACGGCUUCCAGAUGCCCCGCCUGGUGAAGUGCGAGGAGUGGCCCUGCCCCAACGUGGUGGACUGCUUCAUAUCGCGCCCCACCGAGAAGACCGUCUUCACCAUCUUCAUGGUGGCCUCCUCGGGCAUCUGCAUGGUGCUGAACGUGGCCGAGCUGUCCUACCUGAUUGUCAAGGCGCUGCUGCGCUGCUCCAGCGGCUCCGGGGGCAAGCACGCCUUCCCGGACAACGCCUCCAAGGACAAGGCCUUCCUGCAGAACAAAAGGAACGAGAUGCUGCUGUCCUCCUCGGACUCCUCCAGCAGCAAGGCCGUGUGAGUGCCCUCGGUCCCAUGCUCCCCCUACUGGUGACAGAGGGGACUGCAGUAGGUAGAAGGACACUGCAAUGAACUUGUUCUGAUUUUCAUUCCUCCACUUAAGUGGCCAGGUGUGCAGUUGCUGCAAGGACAUGGUUUCCACGGCUGGUUACAGACCUGAGAACAGUCCCCUUUCCUGUCUCUGCACAAUAUGUGCUGUGCUCUGUUUUGGGAGGGGGGGAGCGGAGGGAGGGGGGGGGGGGGGCGUCUGGAAGAAUUGACAGCCAAUUUGCACCUUGCAUCACUCCACACCUCAUAUCACCGUGAACUUGGUGUGACAUUUUGCUCGCAUUGAACCAAGUCAUGUUCAUACGUGACUGACCAAAGGAGAGUGAGAGUGGGCAUGUGCAAAAAGUUUUCAUUUGGGACAAAUUCACCAGCAUCUCUACUGUACUUUACCACAGUUUACAUUAACCUUGGAGACAGCUCUUACAAUGGACUGAAUGUUAGCAUUGUCUAGCUGACAGUACCUUUAUGUUAUAACUUUCCUAGAAAAGUCCUUAAACAUCUAUAUCAAGACAUGAUCUCACAUUUUACCAACUACAAAUAUUUGAUUGGAUGUCAGAUAGGUAUCUUGCACAUUUACAUCAGAAGACUAGUCUCAGUGUGCAACUCAAUUCAUUUUAAGUUGUUAGCCUGCCAUAUUACUUUUAUGUUACUUGUAUCUCUGAUGUGUCUUGUAUGUAACUCUAUUGAUGAUGCUAGCCUAUCACACAGAGUAGAACUAAUUUUGUCCUCUCCAGGACAGUAUGCACAACAAUAUAGCAAAAACAUAUAGCAACCAAGAUAAUGACAGUCCCACCAUUCUACAAAGAAGAAGCUCUCUCUCUCUCUCUCUCUCUCUCUCUCUCUUUCUCUCACUCUCUCUGACAAAUUACUGAGUUGGGGUCACAAUGAUGACAAUGACCCUUUAAUCUUACUUACACGUGGGAGCAUGUCUGUGUUUCAACACAGAAAGGUCACAAAAUGUGAAAGCCUGAGAAUGUGACAGUUUGGGAACUGCAAAUUCAAAUCCCGACUGGGGUGAUGCUGCCGUUCCUCAGAGUGAAGUGUCCGGCUGAUUUAAGGCUUAAUGUUACAAUGGUAUGAUAUGGUACGAUAUGUAAAUAUCAGAAGAGAGGGGCUCCUGGUUAGCUAAUGAAGCAAUGCCAGUGUAAGGGAAAUUCUGACCACUGAUCACAAUGAGUGCCUUUUCUUCGUACCUGAUAAUGAUAUGAAUCACUCAGCACACACCAGCUGGGCUAGACAGGGAGGGAUUUAUUUAGAAAACUAAAUUCGGAGAUGAUUAGAUAGAAUGACUGGGACAGCCAUAUUUGUCAUUUGGCCAAGACACUGGGGAACCCCCUACCUUUUGUGAAAAGUGCGCAGCUGGUUUGGGCGUCCUCUUUGAGGUCAUCCAGUGGCUUAAUUUUUUUUAGUUUUUUUAGUUUUGCUUUUACAUUCAGAUACUUGAUUUGAUGAUGGUAGGGAUGAGAACAGC